Triticum urartu is the source of this 3861-nucleotide messenger RNA. RefSeq names its product protein argonaute MEL1. The record is from RefSeq and is a predicted model, not a curated record. Gene Ontology annotation, molecular function: RNA binding; protein binding. Lineage: Eukaryota; Viridiplantae; Streptophyta; Magnoliopsida; Poales; Poaceae.
CCAGCCUCCCACUCAACCCCUCCUCACCCGGACGGAGCGCCGCCGCCCCUUCUCCGCCUCCGGCCUGCUCGCCCGCGGCCCGUCAGGAACCCUAGCAUGGCCGUGCCAGAAAAUUACUCUACUGUGCUGUGCCCCCUUGAGUAUUGGGAGUUCGAUUUGGGAUCCAGACUUCUUCCCCCACUUGAUUGACUCUAUACUACAGGGCUUCUUCCGUUUCAACUGGAUUUUUUUCUGGUCUCUGUAAGUCGAAAUGGAGGCCGGCACAUGGUCUCCAUUAACCCGGAGUCAAAAUCAAGGGCUGUGAACAGGGAGGUACUCAGUGAGCUAAUCAAGUUGCACGGCAAGACAUCCCUUGGGGGCAAAUUGCCUGCCUACGAUGGAAGAAAGAGUCUUUACACUGCAGGCUCACUCCCUUUUGAGUCUGAGGAGUUUUCUGUUACACUGGUUGCUCCGGAAAAGAAAGACAAAGAAAAGGCUGAAAGGGAGUACAAGAUCACCAUUCGGAUUGCUGGGAGGACAGACCUGUACCACCUCCAACAGUUUCUCAAAGGAAGACAGAGGGAUAUGCCUCAAGAAACCAUCCAAGUUCUUGAUGUUGUCCUCAGGGAGUCACCAUCCUGGAACUAUGUCACAGUGUCCAGAUCCUUCUUCACCACCACCUUUGGUCACAGAGGAGACAUUGGUGAAGGAUUAGAGUGCUGGAGAGGUUACCACCAGAGCUUACGUCCAACCCAGAUGGGGCUGUCACUCAAUAUAGACAUAUCUGCAACAUCCUUCUUCAAGUCUGUGACAGUGGUCCAGUUUGUGCUAGAGUUCCUCAACUUACGUGAUGCCUCGCGGCCUCUGACAGACAGGGACCGUGUUAAGAUAAAGAAAGCACUCCGUGGGGUGCGUGUCGAAACAAACCACCAGGAAGACCAAAUCAGAAGAUACAAGAUAACAGGGAUUACUCCUGUUCCUAUGAGCCAGCUCAUAUUUCCUGUUGAUGAGAGAGGAACAAGAAUGUCAGUUGUUCAGUACUUCAUGCAAAGAUACAACUACAAUCUGCAGUAUACUUCUUGGCCCUGCUUGCAGUCUGGAAGUGAUGCGUGGCCUGUGUAUCUGCCUAUGGAGGCGUGCAAGAUUGUUGAAGGGCAAAGGUACUCUAAGAAACUGAAUGACAAGCAGGUCACCAACAUACUUAGAACUACCUGUCAACGUCCCCAGCAGAGGGAGCAAAGCAUUCGUGAGAUGGUUCUGCACAACAAGUAUGCUGAGGACAAGUUUGCUCAAGAGUUUGAAAUCAAUGUCUGCAGUGACCUGGUCUCUGUUCCAGCCCGUGUGCUGCCUCCCCCCAUGUUGAGAUAUCAUGAUUCUGGAAAGGAGAAAACUUGUGCGCCAAGUGUUGGACAGUGGAACAUGAUUAACAAGAAAAUGAUCAAUGGAGGAAUCAUAGACAACUGGGCCUGUGUGAGUUUUUCACGCAUACCUCCUGAGGAGGUACACAGGUUCUGUUGUGAUCUGAUUCAGAUGUGCAAUAUGACUGGAAUGUCUGUCAAUCCAAGGCCACUUGUAGACAACCGAUCAGCUAGCCCCAACCACAUCGAGAAUGCCUUGAGGGAUGUAUACAGGAGGACUACCGAAAUGCUUGGAAAACAGGGAAGCGAAAAACAGCUACAACUGUUAAUCGUAAUCCUACCUGAAGUCAGUGGUUCUUAUGGGAAAAUCAAGAAGGUUUGUGAGACUGACCUUGGGAUCGUGUCUCAGUGCUGCCUGCCAAGGCAUGCUGCCAGACCAAACAAGCAAUAUUUGGAGAAUGUUGCACUCAAAAUCAAUGUGAAGGUCGGAGGACGCAACACAGUUCUGGAGAGAGCUUUUGUGCGAAAUGGCAUACCGUUUGUGUCCGAAGUCCCAACAAUCAUCUUUGGUGCUGAUGUUACACACCCCCCACCUGGAGAGGACUCUGCAUCAUCAAUUGCUGCGGUGGUGGCAUCAAUGGACUGGCCAGAGAUCACCAAGUACAGCGGUCUUGUCUCUGCUCAACCACACAGGCAGGAGAUAAUUGAAGACCUCUUCAGUGUCACCAAAGAUCCACAGAGGGGUAAUGUCAAUGCUGGCAUGAUAAGGGAGUUACUGAUUGCCUCCCGCUGGAACACAGGCCGGAGGCCUGAGAGGAUACUCUUCUACAGGGAUGGCGUAAGUGAAGGCCAAUUCAGCCAUGUUCUGCUUCAUGAAAUGGACGCAAUCAGGAAGGCCUGUGCCUCUUUGGAGGAGGGGUAUAUGCCCCCAGUCACCUUUGUGAUUGUCAGGCAUCACGCCAGGCUGGAUAUCCCUGAGGUUCCUGGGAGGUGUGAUAUGACUGACAAGAGUGGGGACAUACUUCUUGGAACGUUGGCUGAUAAAUCAGAAUUUGAUUUCUACUUGUGCAACAAUGCUGGCACUCAGGGAACCAGCAGUUCAACACAUUACCAUGUUCUUUAUGAUGAGAAUCACUUCACAGCCGAUGCGCUUAAGUCGCUGACCAACGAUCUCUGCUACACCUCUACCUGCCGCACUCGCGCAGUCUCUGUUGUCACACCGGCGUACUAUGCCCACCUGAAGGGUAUAAUUCGUGCGCGCUACUACGUGGAAGGGGACAGCUUAAAUGCUGGAUUGAACCCCAGGAUUAGCGGUCAGUCGCUUCCAAAGAUUUUACUGUUGGGAGGAUGCAGAAGGAGGCAGGUACGCAGAGAGCCAUCUCCCAUACCCCCUGAGCUAAGGGUCCCAUUGACGACUCAGGAGAAUCUUUGGGGCCAUGUUCAGAAACAUUACACUUUUCCUGAUGUGUGGGUAUUUAAUCAUCAUAAGAUUGAGGGCCAAGAAGAAGACGUUAACUUAAUAGAUGAUGCUGGAUGUAUAAUGGCGCUUGCGUUGACUCGCACUUUCGUCGACGCUCAGGAUACACAACAAUCUUGGAAUGGCAAGAUCUCAACGACAGAUUUUAUGAUCAUCAACGGGAUUCCUGUCCUCCGGACGCCGCCACCAUUUAAGGGUAAUGAUGAGAUGUACAUAAAGGACAAAUGUGCACUAAAAAGAAUCCUGAGGCUGAUCUUCCUCCGGUACGGAGGAGAGUUCCAAUACAUGGAACGGUUCCUUAAUUUGUUAAAUGACCCUGUUCGUGUACUCCAGCGUUGGGCAAGAGAAUAUAUAAAGAACCCCAUGGUUUUUAAGACCACCGAUCAAAAAGGGAAAACUGUCAUAGGCAUUUUUAAAAUGUAUAAUGGAUUGUCAGGUGACAGGAAGGCUAGAUUCCGUACUCUUGUUAACCAGGUUUUUUGCCCGUUUUGGCCAGCCGCAAAGAAUAAUUAUCAAUCUUUUACCUAUCGUGCUGUUCCGUCCGAAUGUUUUUGGGAAAGAAUACAGGGACGACUCUUGGGGGUGCUUCCAGUGCCUUAGAAAUUACGAGGUCCAUGGAAAAACUCUUCCUCAUAAUUACUCUCACAUACAUAUUGGAAAGAUUCUUGGAGAUUUCGUUCCAGAUGUUAUAGAGAGAGUCCUAAGAUCUGGGGAGUUCCCUGAGAUGAUUGACGCUAUUCAGCGGUAAGCCAUUGCGUGAGAGGGCCAUGUGGAGGUGCGCCAGCUCCCAAAGAUCAAGGACAACGUCAAGGACGUCAUGUUCUACUGCUGAGCUCCUGUGGAGCUGUUCCUUGUGCGCCCUGCCCUACCCUACCCUGAGUUGUGUGUGAGAGAAGCCUCAGAUGGCGAUGACUCUGUUUUGCCGUGGAGCUUGUUGCUCGUAGUUAUGUGGUUCAAUUCGUGGUAGCCAGGAUAUCUAUGACCCUGUCUUUGUUACCUUCAACUCUACUUCGGACCUAUCCUAUGCUAUGCAAGUGGUUCAAGUUA